Molecule: messenger RNA, 2820 nt
Organism: Tilletiopsis washingtonensis
Lineage: Eukaryota; Fungi; Basidiomycota; Exobasidiomycetes; Entylomatales
Exons: 2
Coding region: 1-2820 (939 amino acids)
Source: RefSeq, a predicted model, not a curated record
AUGCACACCGCGACCACCGUCCUCGCCGCACUGCAGGCGGCUAGCACAGUGGCUCGCACCCGAGGCGUCGACGCUCUAGCCUUUCUCGGUCAGCUCGACAAGAUGACGCGUGCCGCAGGCGCACAAGCGCCCAGCGACUCGUACUGGGCCUCGCCUCACAGCGCCGAGAUCAUGACGGCCAUUCUGUGUGCGUGGAUACAGACGCACGCGCAUACGGCCAUGCUUGAAGAUCUGGUGCGCGAGCAGUCUACCUCGUCCCUGUCGCCCUCGCCCGUGGCCAGCCUCCGCGACCUCGCCCAGCACGUCCUCUCCAUCAUUGAAGAGAGCGGCAGCCGCCUCUCGCCACAGGAUCUCGCCCUCAACACGCUGGCCGCGGCCGGUGUGGCCGCCCUGUGUGGCCCGCUGCACUCCUUUGCGGCUGCGCCCGGCACUGCCGGUCGGGCCGCGACGGCGACAGAAGCCGAGGCACGGCACACAUGGUCAACGGCUCCGCCGCCGACCCUCACGCUCAAGGUCGGCGGAGCGAUGCCUACGGAAGCCAAGAUCUUCCAACGGCGGCUCAAAGAGCUGCAGCUGGGCGACGCAGAGGAGGAGGAGGUGCUAGAGCCGGUCCUCGAGAGCAAGAGCGAGAGCGUGCAGAUGCCAGCCGAGUGGGUUCUUCUCGAGGACCGCAUCAUCAUCGGCCACGAGGAACGAGCCACACUGGUGGCAGAGCUGCGUGCCGCAGCCGAGCAGGCGCAGGCGCCAGACGACGAGCCGGAAGGCGCGAUUGAGCUCUCCGCAUCGCCUGCGCCAGACGACGAGCCGGAAGGCGCGAUUGAGCUCUUCGCAUCGCCCGCCUCGCGCAUGCCUCUCUUCUUUCCGCAGGCGGCCGCCCGCCUCGCCACGCCGCUUGGGCUGGAGGGCCCAACCGGCUGGAAGAAGCGCUGGAGCGGCAUCUCGGACGACGCCGACUUGGCGCCGGACAGUCCGCACUUUCAGCGCCUGUGCGUCAGCUUGUUUGCCGACGUGAAGCCGCCGCCGCCCUUCGCCGUCGUCUGCGAGGCUCUCGAGAACACCGACGUCAGCCUGUGCGCCGCCAUCGCCGCGCUCAAGUCCUGCCCGGGCGUCAAGAGCAUCAGCAAGAAGACGUCCGAUGCGGCGAAGAGCGCCAAGCAGGUCAGGGACGCGAGCUACACGCAGUACGCGCUGGCGACGCGGGCAGAGGCAGGCGAGCCGUCGCGCGCCUCGGCGCCGCCCGAGGAGCCAUCGCCGUCCGGCGCUGGGGACCUCAUCGAAGCGCCGUCGAGGGCUGAGGACCUCUUCCAGAGCACGUGCCGCCUUGCGAGCGCAGACAUAGACGAUGCACUGCGCCGCACGGCCAUGCAGGAGGUCGCCAUCAGCGCCUGGCACCUGCAGUGUCGUUCUGCCGAGCCGACCUGGGAGCAAGCGCUACGCGCCUAUCGCCACGGCAACGUCGCCGCCGGCUGGCCGUGCGAGGACAAGGACGGCGACGACUGGAACGUCUACCUGGCGUCAAUCGCCGACUCGAAGGACCGCGGGCGCGCGCUCUGCGACCAUCUGGCGCCCUACGGGCGAGCGAACCUCGUGCAGGGCGUCGUGACUACGCUGCACGAGGAGUUGGCGGUGUUCCAGCCGCAGUUCCGGGCCGAGGUAGAGCGCUGCCAGCAGGAGAGCGCCCUGCACUGCAGCAAGCUGCACGACUACGCCGGCAAGCUCGACGUGCUAGCAGCUAUCCCGCCGAGCUUGCCGGCGUUCUUUGACCGCAAGCCCGGCUCCGACGAGCCCGAGUCUGCGGCCGCCGCUGCUGCUGCUGAGCAUGUCAAGCCGUCGCGCGAGCCGGCGCCCAACACUCCCGCCAAGCGCAAGCGCGGUGAACCAACGCCCGACACUCCUGCGACGAAGCGCUUGCGCCUACUCACCAGCCCGUCGGGUGCCGGCCCGUCGAGUGCCGGUCCGCCCACCUCGCCGUUGCUGCAGCGCCAGAGCACCAGGGGUGCGCUGGGCGCGCGCCACGAGCGCGACUGCACAUGCUUUGCCGCGUGGCAAAGCAGCGAUGACAAGGUGGCGGUCGCGCUCAUCGGCAGCAACGACCUAGAAGCCGCCGGUCGCAUUGAGCGUGGCCGCAGCGCCCAGGCGGGAAAGCCACCGUCAGACUGGCACCGGCCAUCAGGCGCGGUGAUCCACCACAUCGAGGACGUGCCGGGCGACGGAGCCUGUGGCUGGCACGCGCUCGCCAGCGGCACAGACAAGACGGGCAUGCAGCUACGUGCAGAACUGCAUGCCAGCUUACUGGCCAACCCCGGCCGCUAUCUCGCAGCAUUACAGCCGUCGACUGCCAUGGUCUGCCUUCGCACAGCGCUGUCAGCAACAUGUCCAGAUCAUCGACCUGGACCCCGGCCGUCGAGCUGGCUCGAUAUUGGCGCCAUGGGUCCAAUCAUCGCCGAGUUCUUGGGAGAUCCAGUGCUCUCGCUCCGGCCCCACGCUCGACUCACAGAUCAUCUCAUCGGCGAGCUCUAUUUCCCUCUGACGGAGAGCAACCACGGCGAGCCCAUCCUCCGCUCCAUCAUCUUUGUCAAUGGCAACCACUACCAGCGCGUCCAUCUGCGGCACGACGUGCGCUUCCACGAGCUGCCCUCUCCUCAAGACUGGUGGUGGCGAGCUGCGAGCGCGUCCGACACCCCUGCGUGGCACGACCUGCACCACCUGCCGGCGCCGCGGCGAACAGAUGCGGAGGAGAUUCUGCUGGAUGAGAGCGACCUGCUGGAUGAGAGCGAUCUGGCGAGAAUGGACAAGGACGACACAGAGGCGCAAGAAUGA